Messenger RNA from Trichosurus vulpecula (common brushtail), 2763 nucleotides. RefSeq names its product adhesion G protein-coupled receptor G4 (gene ADGRG4). NCBI's taxonomy places the organism in Eukaryota, Metazoa, Chordata, Mammalia, Diprotodontia, Phalangeridae. Gene Ontology annotation, biological process: cell surface receptor signaling pathway; adenylate cyclase-activating G protein-coupled receptor signaling pathway. Gene Ontology annotation, cellular component: membrane. The record is from RefSeq and is a predicted model, not a curated record. Gene Ontology annotation, molecular function: G protein-coupled receptor activity. The transcript is spliced from 17 exons.
AUGGACUUCCAGGGAAGACGUGACCAGUCCAUAAGGCUGGCCCAUCCCAUUCCUAAACUUAUCCGACUUACAGUCUGUGUUGAUCUGUCACUGCUGGAUACCAACUUGAAAACUUGGAUGGCUUUUUCUUAUACUACUAAAAAUACUACCUUGGGUACAGAAGAUAGGGAACUUGGACUGGAAGGAGACUAGAGGCAGCUAAGAGUCAACAUCUCGGGCAAAAUGUUUCCGGUUAAUCACAGCCUUUCUCUUUUUGGAUAGCACAAUAUGUGCCUGAUAUGGGAUGGGGUGAAAGGCAGCCUAGAGCUGUUCCUUAAUAAGACAAGGCUGCUGAGAGUGAUGGCCAAUUCUCAGAACAUGACAGCCAAUGGGAGUUUGGUCCUAGGACAUUUCCUUCGGAACAAGGGGAGCCAGCCAGAUGGCAGGGCCCACAACACCGUGGGCAGCUUGUACCUCUUUCAGCUGUGGGAUCACAUCUUGGAAAAUGAGGACUUUCAGAAAUGCUACAUUGGAAAUGUGGUGAGCUGGGAGGAAGAUGAUUGGUUUUUCAAUGACAUAAUCCCCACAACUGAUGACUUUUCGGUUUCCUUCUACAAUAUCAAAAUGAGGUUCUCAGUGGCUGAUGACGAGUCAACAGUUCCCCUCAGCGAUACGUUUGUCAAAACCUGGGAGCUGAUGCAGCACAGCAAAGUGAAUGAGCUUUCUCAACUGACCACCUCUCUGCAAAGCUGUAUUUGUCAAGCAAUCAUAAAAGCUCAUUCAUCUACCGUACCAGCUGAUCUGAUGAAUCAGAUAAAGAUGAAAAUCCUUCGGAACCACACACACGGAAAUUUCACACAAGGCCAUAUGACUUUAAGUGUGAAGUCUGAAUAUGUAAAAGUCAAGAAAUUAGAGCCAGAAAGGUGCACGUAAGAAACCACCUGCAGAUACAAAGGAACAUUUAAGUGGUCAUUAACCAAUCCCACAGAGACAGUUCAAAGCAGAUGUGUUAAGAAUCCUAGUCGGAAUGCUACCAGAAUUUGCACUAUUGAUGCUGAGAAUGGCAAAUCAAGCUGGGGAGCCCCCCACUACAGACCAUGUAGACUGCUCCAGGAAUUUCCAGAUAAGAUUGUGGACCUUGAAGAUAUUCUCAUAAGUGAUGAGAAUGCCUGUGACGUUGCCGAGCACAUUUUAAGUCUGAUACAUGACUCCCCAGACCUGAACCAAAAAGAAAUCAAGAUUAUUGUUUUGAAGGUGUCUGACAUCUCAAAAUGUGAUGAAUUAAGUCUGAAUCUAGCACAGAUCCUGCUACAGAUGCUUGAUGUGGCUUGGGGGAUGGGAUUGCUGCCUGAUCAGCCCUUGCUAAACCAUGAGAUCUUGAGGACAAUUGACCGGGUAGGUUACAAGAUGGAGUUUUCUGGAAAGACUGCCAAAGUAACUGUGGCCUCAUGGGCUUUAGCUGUGCUUCAGAUGGAGGAGGAAUUUGAAGGCAUUUCCUUUAGCAUUUGCUACUAUGAGGAAGGCAUAGACCCUGAGGUUUAUCUAGACAAUAUACCUCAGAGGACGACUUUGGCUUCCAUAUAUUUGCCUCAAUUGCUGAAGAAGAGAAUUCCUUUUGACCUACAGAAGAUUGUGUUUAGCUUCUUUGGGCAAAUAUCAAUCUUUAAGCACCACAUUGCCCAAAAUGAAAACUUAACCACUUAUGUUGUGAGCGCCAGCGCUGCAAAUACAUUGAUUUGGAACCUGGCUUAUCCAAUAGAAUUCACGUUACAGCAUAUUAAAGAAAACACGGAGAAUGGACUAGGCGGAUGGAAUUCAUCAGGCUCUGCAGUAAACAAAAUGGAUGUCAGUUACACAACCUGUGAGUGUAAUCAUCUUGCUCACUUUGGAGUCUUAAUGGAUUUGUCUAGGUCUAGGAUGAAUAAGACCAAUGAAGAAGUCUUAACAGUCAUAACAUAUGUUGGAUGUGGAAUCUCUUCCACUUUUCUGGGAGCUGCAAUAGUGACUUACUAGCUUUUCAGUAAAAAACUUCAUUAUGAUAAUCCAUCCAAACUUCCGCUCAAUUUGUGUAGUUCUUUGCUGUUGUAGAACUUAUCAUUUCUGGCCAACGUCUGGUUUUCAGCCUUCGAAAACUCUGGCCUCUGUGUCACCAUGGCUGUACUGCUUCAAUAUUUUCUCAUGUCAUCCUUCACUUGGAUGGGCCUGCAAUCCAUCCACGUAUAUGUUGUUCUGGUCAAAGUCUUCAACAUCUAUGUGAGCCAUUACAUCCUUAAAUUUUUCCUGGUUGGCUGGGGAGUCCCUGCAGUGGUCAUGGGCGUCGUACUCUUCGUAAGGAGGGAUGUUUAUGGCAUGUUGAAGACGUCCACACCAUUCUGCUGGAUUCAAGACGAUCUUAGCUUUUACAUCACCAUUAUGGCCUACUUUUGCUUCGCAUUUUUCAUAAAUAUGGUCAUGUUGUGCCUUGUAAUUUACCAAAUCAGUUCCAUACAUUUUGAGAAGCAGAGUGUGUGGAGAAAGAUUCUACUGAGUGACCUCAAGCAUUCCAUUAAUCUCACCUUCCUGCUUGGUCUCACCUGGGGCUUGGGCUUUUUUGCCUGGGGACCUAUGAGGAUGCCUUUUUGGUGACUCUUCAACAUUUGUAACACAGCACAAGGAUUCUUUAUCUUUCUGUACUAUUGCCUGUGGAGGGAGAAUGUGAGGGAACAGUUGCAAAAGUUCAAGUGCUUUGAGAAGCUUUACCUGCAUCACAGCUCUGGCAAGACACCUGGGCUAAGUAAUGGCUAA